UCAGGGAAUCAACCACGAAUAACUUCAUUUAAUUACAGUGCCAUUGCAAGAAUUCUAGCGAGAAUUUAUUGAUCGUCGUACACCAUCAUCUUUACUAACUUGAUACAUCUGUUUCAAAAAUGAGUUCAGGAGACAGUGAAAUAGCCCAUGAAUUCCACCCCUAUUUUCGCGCAUACAAGGAUGGACGAGUGGAAAGGUUCUUUGGCUCCGAUAUAGUUCCUGCAUCAAUCGAUCCUCAAGAUGGUGUUUCCUCCAAAGACGUCCCAAUUGUUCCAGAGACAGGCGUGUCAGCGCGUAUUUUCAUCCCGAGUUCGGUUAAACCAAGCCAAAAGCUCCCCCUGGUUGUCUAUUUCCAUGGUGGAGGCUUCUUCAUGGGUUCACCAUUCUGUUCUGAAUAUCACAAUUAUGUUACCUCUCUUGUUUCCGAGGCAAAUGUUGUCGCUGUUUCUGUUGACUAUAGGUUAGCCCCAGAGCAUCUUAUUCCCAUAGCUUAUGAAGAUUCAUGGGCUGCACUCAGAUGGGUAGCUUCUCACUGCUCCGGUGAAGGCCCCGAGGCUUGGCUGAAGGAUUACGCUGAUUUUCAACGAGUUUUUUUAGUUGGGGAUAGUGCGGGAGGCAAUAUCGUGCACAACAUGGCGGUCCAAGCAGCAACUGAAGACCUGUCUGGGGUGAAGUUGUUAGGAAUUUGCUUGAUUCAACCAUUUUUUGGGAGGAAAGACGGUCAUGUGGACAAGUGUUGGCUGUUUGUCUCUCCAACAAGUAGGUUUGAUGAUCCUAGGAUAAACCCGGCAGUGGAUUCAAGGUUGUCCAGGCUGGGCUGUAGCAGGGUGCUAACUUUUCUUGCAGAGAAAGAUAAUUUGAGAGAGAGGGAGCUGUUCUUUUGUGAGACAUUGAAGAGCAGUGGGUGGGGUGGAGAGUUAGUGAUUGUGGAGACUGAAGGGGAGGAUCAUGCUUUUCAAUUGUUCAAUCAAAAAUCGGAGAGGGCUUUAGCCCUUAUGAAUAGGCUCGUAUCUUUUAUUAAUCAAGAUAAGGAUGCUUCCAUGUGAUACGAUUACCUAUAUCGAUCGUUCAUGAGAUGAGAAACAAAUUAAGGUAUGUUCUAAGAUUUAUCAAAUGGACCUCUAUUUGUACUAUGAUCCCCUUUGCCCUUUGGCAUCUUUGGUCAUCUCUGUUAUCAAAAGCCUUCUGUUGCA
Molecule: messenger RNA, 1193 nt
Organism: Theobroma umbraticum
Lineage: Eukaryota; Viridiplantae; Streptophyta; Magnoliopsida; Malvales; Malvaceae
Product: putative carboxylesterase 12
Molecular function (GO): hydrolase activity
Source: RefSeq, a predicted model, not a curated record